Messenger RNA from Peronospora belbahrii, 7779 nucleotides. The record is from the annotation of a GenBank genome assembly. Lineage: Eukaryota; Oomycota; Peronosporomycetes; Peronosporales; Peronosporaceae.
AUGGGCAAGUGGACCACACUGAUCGAGCGCGUAGCGUCCGAGCCGCAACUUGCACGACACAAGGAUCACCACGGUAUGCUGCCGCUGCACUGGGCCUGUACGGAGAAUGAUACCCCUCCAAAAGUAGUACGGACACUUCUUGCUGCCUUCCCUGAAGCCGUGAUCACCAAGAAUAACGCACAGUAUUUGCCAAUUCACAUUGCAGUAAAGGCUUGUGCCCCCUUAGAGACGCUGAGGUUGUUGGUGGAUGCGCGACCAAGUUUGUUAAUGGAGGAGACGCCCGCUGGUAAGACAGUCAUUCAGCUUGCCAAGGAGAUGAAUGUGCCGCAGAAAACCUUGAAGAUGCUUCAACGCGCGGAACAGGACUAUUUGGAUCUCAGUGAGGACGACGAUGACGCUUUUGACUAUGAAGAUGUGAAGCGCGAUAUUGAGAUGCAGAGCCAGUUGUUGCGUGAGAGCAUGCUGAACCCACCGUCAAUGAACGGUCCGAAUGCGUCAUUGCCACAGUCGAACCCGAUCGCAGCUACGUCUGAUCUCAGCGCGUCGCAAAACCCUUUUGAAAACAGUCAAAACAUGGUCACGACGCUUAGCUUUGUGGACGGAGCACUAGUCCAAUCGCAAUCGAAUUUUUCCAAGUCGAUAUCGCUCUCGCGGAAGACUGAAAGCGGUCCGCAACCAUUCGUGACAGACAAAUUGUGCUCGUCUCCAUCAUCGGUGCGUGCACUGACCCGCGGAGCGCCCACGCAAGGUCCCGCGCGGACUAAGACCACUCGUGAGAUUUCAGAAGCUCCCUCCCCUGCGACCUUUGAUGACGCUGCUUGCGGGCGGCAGAUUUAUGAGCCCGACCACAAUACUGGCGUAUGCGGCGUGUGCUACAAGAAGUUCUCUAUGUUCCGCAAGAAAUAUCAGUGCAAGGAAUGUUUUAUAUAUUUGUGCAAGAAGCACGUGGCUGGCAGAGUAAUGCUGCCGAACUACACGAAAAAGCGCUCAGCGUGCGGUGACUGCUAUCGAAUUUACCGCAAUGGUCCACUAUUGCCGAACACGACGUUAACUACUAUGUGUAGCGGUGCUCGAGCCGCGCGCGCGUCGGGAAGUUACGUUUCUGGCUCUGGCCCAACGAGUGACAAGAAGGGUCCUUGUCUACGCAACAAUUCUUCGAUUCCAGCUCCAUCGACGGUAUCUACACCUUCGAUAGUUCUUGAAGCUACGGACACAAUCAGCAACCAUAGCUUGCCAUUAACUAAUUCUCGCCCCAGUAGUUUAUUUGGAUCUCGGCUGAAUGGUAAUCGCACGACACGUGUUGGGUCUACGCAAUCGUUGGUGAACCGAUCUUCAAACGUCCCUGGCCCGCAGGUGAAUAUGCGCUUUAGCGCCAAUACGAUUGGUGCACGGCCAAACCGGGUACACAGCGGUGGCCGCACACAUGGUAAUAGCACGGCAGUUAGCGAUACGGUUGUGAGUCUUACCGAGAGCGAUCAUCCGACGGUUGAUGUGAACGCUCUGCAGCAGCGUGUGGCUGUGCUGGAGGAUUGCAACAAGACCCUUAUGACUCGUGUGACAGACCAAGAGAGGCAGUACAAUGAGGCAAUGUUGCUGCUAACUACAACAAUGACGCGUGUGGCCGAGAUGGAGCUCCGUUUGCCAACGGAGCAACGUAAGUCGUAUCGAGGAACAGGCGGUUCUACAACUGCGUCGGAGAGAGCAUCGGAGCAGGACAACAAUGAUAAAUAUUCUUAUUCGACGCCGUUUGUGGAGAAUCAACAGCAAGAGCAUGAGCAUGAGCAUGAGCAUGAUGAUGAUGAUGGAGAUUGUAUCUUGAGUACUUCACAGACUAAAGUACGUGCGUUAUUGGAAGAAAUGAAAGCAAAUGCAUCCUGGGGAGAGAAAGAACAGGAAGGAGAAGAACGUCGAUUGUUAGAAGAACUACAGACUUGUGUGCUAGAUACUGAAAACCGUCAUGCACUUGAGAAAUUACCCAAGCGUAUGUGUGCCUAUGAAUUUAAACCUGGUGAUAUCGCCUGGAAUUGUAAAGUUUGCCAGGUGGAUGAGACUUGUGUAAUGUGCAAUGAUUGCUUCAUUUCUAGUGAUCAUGAAGACCAUGAGGUUUUUUUUUACUAUACACACAGUGGAGGCUGCUGUGAUUGUGGAGAUACUGAAGCUUGGGCGCCCGAAGGCUUUUGCACACGACAUAAGGGAGCACAAGAUGCAGAUCCACUGAGUUUCUUACCGCUUGAUCUACUCGUAAAUUCACGUGAAUGCAUUGCAGAAGUGAUGAACUUGGUACUGGAUGCGAUCAAAGAGGCUAGGUUCGGCUCGGUGAUUUAUGAUGACGACUUGGACGUUGUGCGGGAUAAACUGGGAAGUCAAUCGCCAGAAAGACGCUACUCAGUCAUCGUGCACUACAACGAAUUGCAGACGUCACAGGAAUUUGCGACAGCACUGAAUAAGGCCCACCCUGCGAUUGCUUACCAAAUGCUGAAGAUUGUUGGUGAAACGUCGUCACAGAAGCAAAGCACUGUGCGAGCGAAGGCAUCUCGCGAGGAUGUUCUUGAGCUUGCAGCAUCCUUGCACAAGCAUGGAAUUGUGACAUCUGUUGUAUCGUGCGAAUAUAAACCGAGGGUGCCCUUGAUCAAUUCGUUGCUUCAAUGGCUUGCUUCGCUAGCAAAUCUUUCAGACGGGCUCUGUCGUCUGAUUUGUGAAAAGAUGUGCGCUAUAGAAAGUUUAGAGCAUAACGAUAGCAGCAUGGCAGUCGAUGAAGCAGUCGAUUAUCCAAUGCUUCGGGCUGUGAUAAUGGCUGACUCGUUUUUGCCCAAAACUGAAAGCGAUGCUCUUCACAGCUUGCUGAUGGCUCUCCUGGCCGAUCCCCUUUUCAAGCAAGCGUUUGCAAUCUCAUUUACAUCGUCCUACCGCCAGCUUUAUCGAGAAUUUGCUGCUGGUGUUGGCAGCUCGACAGCUACUAUAUUAGCAUUUAGCGUGCAAUUCUUCAACCGGGCAACCUUUGUAAAAAAGCUGGUCGCCGAGCAUGACCUUCUGGAAGUGCUGGUAAAUUCGGUGCUUGAAACCUUGCGCAAGAAGGAGAAAACUGAUUUUGUCGAUAUGGCAUUCGAUGGUACAUGGAAUAACAUGGUACACGUCCUGCAUCCAGAUCGCAACCGAGAACUCGAUAUUUGGGAUGUGUUUGCAAUGGGCAUCCAGCGUUCGCAGGGGCUUACGCUACGAGACGUCCAUGUAAGCACCCUAGUGCAUGAAGCUGAGCGAGCAGGUUACCAUAUCCGACACCAACGAGAGAUAUCGCCAUUCUUACGUCUACCCCCUGAAACAGAACUUACAGGAAGGUUCAUGCUGGAUGUCACGUCACCAGUCUUUGUGUGCCGUCGCUACAUGUCAGCUCAAUUUCUGCUUUAUCUUGCCUUCAUCCAAGGGGCUUGCUCAGACGUUCGACGAUUUGGAGAUCACGUUGAGAUGGAGUCACGUGGUUGGGUUGUGACCGUGGAGUUCGUAUCAACGACUUCUGACGUAUCUUCGUGGGUUGUAUCAAACGCUUUCAAGACUGUUGGUGGGCCCGAGGCUAUGCGUUCAUCGGAGGCAUCACAGAAUCUGAUUGCGAAGCUUUCGAAAGCAAUACUGGAGGCGUUUUACUUCUGGUUAGCAUCAGCUGGCAAGUAUUUCCCUUCGUCGGAUUAUCAGGUUGGAGACACUCUACGCGCAGAUCAGCUCGAGACAGCGGUGUCAUGUCACUUUCCACUCCAGCGCACGCUAUCGCAAUUAAUUCGGGCAUUAAGCGAUUCUGCAAACGGUUUAGAUAUCUUUCUGUCUUUGGUUCAAAGUAAAGUAUUAAAGGACGCUGAAUCAGUGUGGAUUCAUGAUGCUGAUAGCCCCAUUGGGUUUUGGCAUCGGGUGCAUUUAAUCGAGCCUGUGCUGCAAGCAAUUGUGUGGGAUGCUCAAGUGCAUUCUGGAUUGUGGGUGCGUAAUGGCAUGUCGGUGAUCAAUCAUAGUAUGAACUACGGUGAACCACCAUUCUGUGCUCGAUUCCGUGAUCUUGAUUUGCUGUUGCUUCAGUUUAGUUUCCAGCUUCUGGGUGUCGACUGGAUAAUGGCAUCGAUUAUGGAGCGCUUUGACGUCAUAGAGUGGUAUGAAGCAGCGCAAAGCUCUGAUGCAAAAGAGGCAGAGCUGAUGGUAACCGAGUGUUUGACGCUAUUAUCGCAGCUCGCAUCUGAAUUACCACCAAAGGUUGCCGAUGAAGACGCUACGCGGAGCCUUAUUCCAUAUUUGCGCCGAAAAAUUGUUCAGCGUUUGUGCGUCGGACCUUGCGCUCACAGUGACUUGUCCAAGAUUGCAAAUGAGUUUUUCUUGAGUCGCGAGAACCUGUUCCCAGUCAAUUUCUCAGGAGGCCCGAUUCUAGAUCAGAUUUUGAAAGAGGUGUGUAUGGGGGCAGGGAUUUCAGCAUCCUUUGGCGCUGGGGAUUCAUCUGCACAAGGUGGAGGCAAGUUCCAGUAUCGGUUAAAGUCGGAGCUAUAUGCAGAGUAUAACCCGACGUUUGUACACUUGACGCGAAAACAACAUGAAUCAGCUCAUGAAAACUGGUUCCAGCACCGCCUCCGCUCGUCUAAGAAACGAGAACAGGAGCAAGCAGACGGUAGUCCAAACAAUACUCACUCGACUUGGCUUGAUUUUCCAAUGGUGAACAUGUUUUUACCAUGUCCGCUCGGCUUUCGACUGUCUCGUAUUUCCAUUUUACACGCAGAUGCGCGACGACUGGUGUACGAAUCGUUGUGGCGUGCCACAACUGAUGCCCAUAGCAGCCUCAGCGUUCUUUCAAGAGCUGUGCACUUGUUCACGCUUCAGCUUUAUGUUGUGGAAGAUGUCCGUUACUUCCAAACGAUGAUUCCCGCCUCGGACGCAGCACACUUUGAACUUGAACGAGCUUCUCGGAUCGCGGACAGGUUUAUUGAGUGGGUUCCCCAAGAACAGCCUCGAUUGUACUCGGGUGCGGCUCCGCGUUGCGCGGUUUUGUAUAUCCUGUUGAAGCUGAAUCCCUGGUCAAACCACGGCGGAAGUGCAAGCAUGACAAAGUUAGACGGUGACCAGAAACACGAGAUUGGUCGCGGGAUUGACUGGCUGCUACAUCGGCUGUCUCGCAUUAGUCCUAAAUGCCGAAGUGUAGUGGAGCAACAUCAAGUAACCGAGCAAGAGUCGCGCGACGAAGCUGCACGUAAAUUGGCUUUAGCGCAAAGACGGAAAGAAGCACAAAUGCGGGCAAUGCAGCAGAUGCGAAUGCGACAAGUCGCUUUUGCAGAGCAAAUGAAAGCAGCAGCAAACGACAGCGAGCAUGCUUCUGUUGGUGAUGAUGAGUCUGACACUGAGGGCGAACGUGAAAAGUACAUACCGAGUGCAUCUGAUGCUGCAGGAGAUGACAGUGAUGUUGAAAUGGAUGGAAGUGAAGAUACGAUGAAUGACGAUGCGUCCGUAGUGGAAUGUGCAAUGUGCCAUUCGACGAGCUCUGAAAAUAGCUUCAUGUGCUACGUUGGUUUUGCCCAGUGCUCGCCUGCUCUUUCUCGACUAAAUGGCGGCUUGCACGGUCAGUUUUUAAGUACGCCUAUGGACGAGAUGCACGUCGGCGAAGACAUACCCGUGCACGUUCGUCUGUGUGGUCAUUCGGUGCACCAGAAGUGCUGGGAAUCAUAUCAUACCUCCCAGUUCCAACGUGCAAUUACUGGUGGGCAUCAUCGACAUGCAUUGAAUGCUGUUGACGUCACGAAGAAGGAGUUUUUGUGCCCGCUAUGCAAAUCAAUUUCGAAUGUACUGAUCCCGACAGCAACGGACCGGGAACGCAAAUUUCUUCCAACUAUUCAGCGCAGAGCAUCGAUCGGUGGGUGUGAUGAAAUAUCCAUGGCUACUGUAACACAUUUGGAGAUGGUUCGCUGGCUGGAGCAUGCCGUUGGAAGGACCAACGAGACAGGCACUGGUGUUAAUGGGUCCACAGAUAUCAAGAAAGUAGCGAGUGCGAUAUUGCUGGAAGAGAAGCUUGAAUCAGCUUCCAUUUCGUUGAUUGGUGAGGAUUCUCAGGAACCGCAGCACUUGAGCAAGUGGUUAGAGGACGGACUAGCAUCCCUCUGCAUGGCAAUUCACAAGGUGGCGUGCGGUGCAAUGCAAAAGUCACAACCGGAACGCUACACCACCUCUGGUUGCAAUGCACUUUUUCACACAUUGCUUUGCUCUUUCCUAGAUACGCAUGACUCGGAUCAGUUGCGUGAGCACCUUUUCAUGGAAGCAAUGCGUUUCUUACCGCUGAUGCUGAGGCAAGUCAGCUCACACUUUUCCACAAAUCCUUCAGUGGCACCAACCGCUGAUUUGUACGAAAAAAUUCUUCACUUGCUAUACUAUGGAGGGUCGGACAUUCUUCCUGAUGGAACCGUAGUGCUUGAGAGCGAGCACCCAAGUACACAGACCCAAACGCGAAAGCAGAGCCAGUGGGGCAAGGUACGAUGGCCACAAAAACCACUGCUGCUGAACCAUUUGGGUAGCGUGCUGAUGAAGGGUCUGCUUUUUGCGAAGAGUGAGGAAGGUGCGGUGUUCAUCGCUCGGCUUGUAGUGCUUGCACGUCUAGUGCAAACGUUACUGUGGUAUGCCAUCACGCAGAAAGCGGACUUUACUAAUGCGAUGGCAAACGAUCUUGCGUUUUCGGAGGAAAACGUAGCGCUAUUCGCUGCCUGUUUUUCUGCAAGUUCUGUCGAUACUAACGGAGAUCGCCAUCUAAAUCUAGAGAACACUGUGGGAAAUGAAUUGGAGCUACUUUUGGAGGCACUUGUGAGAAAGUGUGAUGGUGCUUUUCAAGUGGAGCCCGUUGCGGAUAAGCGCCAGCUUCUGAAUGUCGUAGCAUGUGAAGUUGUGCCUCUUGCCAAAGUGGCUACGUUUAUGAUUCAGUCGUUGACAAGGCGGGCUGCACCACACCAUCGUUAUGGAUCUACAGUGGCCUCGAAGCCAAUAUUUAUUACGCAAGAAGACGUUCUCGGUGUCGGGUUUGUGAAGUUGAACGCUCUGCAAUUUCACGAAUCAACGGACAAUCGAGAGCAGGCUGUUUUGACGCAGCUCGUAUCUGGAUGGGUACAUCGUUUCAAAGCUGCAUACGAAGAAAUGAACGACCCACAUGAUGUUCUUCAGCAGUGGCUCACGACUGCCAAUGUAGAUCGUGCCCAGAAGCUUAAUCUACCGUCCGUGCUUUGCCGAGACCUGCACACGUUGCACUCAACCAUAUCGGUGUUCAGUUCAGGCUCAUCUCGUACCCGGUAUCUCCGCUCAUUGCCUCGACCGUACGUGAAAUUCUACUCGGAACUGGCAAAGCGCAAGUGUCAUGCAUGUCACCAGUUUCCGGCACGUCCUGCUGUGUGUCUUCUGUGUGGAAUGCUACUUUGUGCUGCGAACACAUGUCCAUCGAUUCACUUGGACAAAGGCGGGUACCCUGACGAAGCCAAUCCGGGUGCAUGUACUGUUCAUGCGAAGAAGUGUGGACGAGGUAGCGGUAUGUUUCUACUCGUGCUUGAAGGCGCUGUAUUGCUCGUAUACUGGAAAUUGGCAGCAUACGUUGGAAGUCUGUAUGUGGAUGAAUACGGUGAAGAAUUUGGUGAGCGCAAUCGUGAGUUGAGUAAAGGUCGUCCACUGUAUCUCAAUGAAGAGCGACGUGAACGUCUUUUACGAUUGUGGUUACGUCAUGAGAUCCCGAAUGAAGUUGUCAAGAUUCAAAAUAGCUCGGAGCGUGUGAUUCGCAAUAGCCACUACUAA